Magnolia sinica is the source of this 531-nucleotide messenger RNA. RefSeq lists its product as uncharacterized. Bases 1 to 531 code for a protein of 176 amino acids. The transcript is spliced from 2 exons. NCBI's taxonomy places the organism in Eukaryota, Viridiplantae, Streptophyta, Magnoliopsida, Magnoliales, Magnoliaceae. The record is from RefSeq and is a predicted model, not a curated record.
AUGCAAAAAGACAGGGCAAUUGCGUAUGCGUCUCGACAGUUAAGGAAGCAUGAAGAGAACUACCCUACACAUGACCUCGAGCUUGCGGCGGUAGCUUUCGCAGUGAAGAUAUGGAGGCACUAUCUCUAUGACGCCUUAAGUCGCAAGAAGACAAUUGAAUUUGCGGCCCUGUUAAUGGUGAGAGAGUGGGACAUGGUGAAGUUCGUUCGGGACUUCGACAUGAAGCUGACAGUGGAGGAACCUUACGAGUUCAUAGCCCACAUUCAAGCCCAACCAAUGAUUGACAGUAGAAUCAUUGAAGCCCAGGCGAGCGAUGAGCUAUUGAGGAAGAUGAGGGAAGGGGCAAGGAAUGACGAGAAGUCUGAAUGGAGAGUUGGCAUUGACAGGGGAUUGCGGUACCGACGCCGCCUUUGUGUUCCAAACCUCCAGGGAUUGCGAGAAGAAGUUUUAAAUGCCGCCCACAAUUCCAAGUUGGCGAUGCAUCCUGGUAGUACAAAGAUGUACCGGGACCUAAAGCGAACCUAUUGGUAG